CUUCCCUCUCGCUUACAAAUUUUACUUAAUCUCUUCGGUGGUCAAUUAUAUAUCAACUCGAAAGAUAAUUACUAUAAAGUAUGUAAGCUACUAAACUUAUCAUAUAGUCCUACUAGAGGCGGUGUUACCGUGGAGCUAGAUGGAUUCAUUGUUUAG
Messenger RNA from Trichoderma harzianum CBS 226.95, 156 nucleotides. RefSeq lists its product as hypothetical. The annotation marks the transcript as partial. The record is from RefSeq and is a predicted model, not a curated record. NCBI's taxonomy places the organism in Eukaryota, Fungi, Ascomycota, Sordariomycetes, Hypocreales, Hypocreaceae. The transcript has a single exon.